Talaromyces proteolyticus is the source of this 903-nucleotide messenger RNA. RefSeq lists its product as uncharacterized. The record is from RefSeq and is a predicted model, not a curated record. NCBI's taxonomy places the organism in Eukaryota, Fungi, Ascomycota, Eurotiomycetes, Eurotiales, Trichocomaceae. Bases 1 to 903 code for a protein of 300 amino acids. The transcript is spliced from 2 exons.
AUGUUUGAUCUGCCAGAAGCCAAGCGAGUCCGGCGUGAUGAAAUCCUCUCAGCUCAUUCCUCUCCUGCGACUUCACCGAACAUCCUUGCUGCAGACAAUGACGACGCAUACUCGAGAUUGGGGAAACUGCUUGCCUUUGAUACAUUCACAAUAGACAAUGGUAAUGAAAACACAGGCGCAGGCCAGACUCUAGAUGGCGGGUUGGAAAAUGCCGAGUUGUCGAAAGAGACAAACGAAGAUGAUCAGGAACAGGAAUUUGAAUUCCGACUAUUCAGCGCACCGAAAAAGCAAGAUCCCUCGACAGUAAAAACAAAUCAAGAUCAUGAUGGUAGUGAAGAUAUUAUCAAACCGCAAAAACUAAGGAUCCGGCUACGCUCGCCAACACCAGGCGACAUUCAAUCAGAAGGCCGUUUCGUUGUGCCCUUUCGCGGAUGGCAUUAUUACGUUACGAAACCGGAGUUGAUGCAUUUACCACAUGAUGAAGAACAAGCAAGUGCAGAAUCAAGAAAGCGGAGUGAAUUCGAGGACGUUGCUGUUACAGGUACCCAGUUACGUGAAUGGGCACGGUCAACGAAAUUACCAGGCUGCCAUUUACCCUGGCGGGUCCUCCGAAUCAAGGCAUUUGAUCAUAGAGUACCCAAACCUACGAGCACGAUAACUCCAGUGUUAUCGUCAUCCGGCUCAUCUGGUGAAAAAAAGAAGAAAUCAAAACCGGGAAAGAAGCGGCGCAUCAUUUUGCGUACUCGCGCUGCUGCGACUACCUCCGCGAGCACUAUGACAGAUGCAGAGAAGCGGAAUAAAAAGAACCGAGAAAAGAAAGUUAGGAAACGCCAGAGAGAGAGGGAAAGAAAAGCGGCGUUGGCUACGUCAGGGAGCACUGAAGGGAAUAAUGCUGAGGAAUAA